Messenger RNA from Darwinula stevensoni, 2049 nucleotides. The record is from the annotation of a GenBank genome assembly. Lineage: Eukaryota; Metazoa; Arthropoda; Ostracoda; Podocopida; Darwinulidae.
UCUAAUAUGGCGGGAUGCUACACGUGGGUUUCCCCGUCAGACGUUGUUUUCGGCAUGGAAAGCUGAACAACGAUGUCUUCGAGUGGAAAUUCUAAGACUAAAGAAGAGGAAUUCGAAGACGUGAAAUUGGCAAUUUACGACAUCAUCAAAGGAAUUCAAGAUCCAGAGAAGCCCUCCUCACUUGAAGAGCUUGGUGUGGUCACCGAAGAGUGUGUUGAGGUAACUGAUUUGCCAGAGGGGUCUAAAGGAUACCAGGUUGUGGUGAAGUUCAUUCCAACUGUCCCUCAUUGCUCCUUGGCUACACUCAUUGGACUUAGUUUGAGAGCCAAGUUGCAAAGAGAUUUCCCAGAGAAGGUGAAGCUACAGAUUCUGAUAAAGGAAGGAUCUCAUUCAUCUGCUCAAGAAAUACCAUUGGCUGUUGCUCUAUGUGCCUCAAAUCCAAAGAACAAUGAGACCCUUCUCUUCAAGGCAGCUCGUUCUGGGAAUGCCUCUGAAACGAAGAGGCUCCUCGAGGCUGGGACCGAUCCCAACACCCGCCAUGAACUUGGCUGGACGGUUCUCCAUGUUGCGUGUGUCAAUGGACAAACAGAAGUGGUUCGGCUGUUGAUCGAAGCAGGUGCAGAUCUUGAUUCACGCGAUGAAUUUUCCACUGUGUACCAGGUGGCACGGGAAAAGCAGUUGCAUUCCUUGGACAUUUUGGCCACUCGGGAAGAUGAAUUCUGUGAUCGUCUCAGUGCAAGAGCAUCCUUUCGUGGUUGCACACCCCUCCAUUAUGCCAUCUUACUAGAUCACCCUGGGGUGGUUAGCCUGCUUUUACAAGCUGGUGCCAAUCCCAAAGCUGAGUCUGAUCUGGGACAUCUGCCAAGUGAUUAUGUACGUGGAGCUGCUAUGAAGAAACUCCUUGAUCAGUACACUGAGAAGUAUGUAGAAAAGGCAAGGGAGAAGGAAGCAGAGGAGAGAAGAAAGUUCCCACUCGAAAAACGUAUAAAAGAAUACAUUGUCGGACAAGAAGGAGCAAUUACGACAGUUGCAGCCACAAUCCGCCGCAAAGAAAAUGGUUGGAUUGAUGAGGAACAUCCUCUUGUCUUUCUCUUCCUAGGAUCAUCUGGAAUUGGGAAGACAGAAUUGGCAAAGCGUGUUGCAGAGUAUCUCCACAAGGGGAAAAAAGGAGCUUUCAUCCGGCUUGAUAUGUCUGAGUAUCAGGAAAAGCACGAAGUAGCAAAACUCAUCGGAGCACCUCCAGGUUAUGUUGGCCAUGAUGAAGGGGGGCAGUUGACCAAGCAAUUGAAGGAAUUCCCCAAUGCAGUUGUUCUCUUUGACGAAGUUGACAAAGCUCAUCCAGACGUUCUCACUGUCCUCCUGCAGCUAUUUGAUGAGGGUCGUCUGACAGACGGGAAGGGGCGUACCAUCAGCUGCAAGGAUGCCAUCUUCAUCAUGACUUCCAACCUAGCCAGUGAUGAGAUCGCAACGUAUGGUGCUCAGCUGCGCAGGGAGGCAGAAGAGGUGGCCAAGCAACGUUAUGAAGAAAAGCUGGAUGACAAGGAGCUAGUUGAACGUAUUACAGUGUCUAAACACUUCCAAGAGGAAGUCGUGAGGCCCAUUUUGAAGAAGCACUUUCGCCGAGACGAAUUCCUGGGCCGCAUCAACGAGAUGGUCUACUUCCUGCCUUUUAGCCGAAAAGAACUCCUCGCCCUCGUCGAUAAAGAACUCCAGUUCUGGGCCCGAAAAGCUGUAUCCAAACAUGGGAUAGAAAUCAAGUGGGACCGGAAUGUUCUCAAUGUCCUCGCUAACGGCUACAACAUCCAUUACGGCGCACGAUCGAUCAAGCACGAAGUGGAGCGUCGAGUCGUGAAUCAGAUUGCAGCCGCUCACGAGAAGCUUCACAUAAUACCUGGAUGCUCCAUAUUGAUCACAGUGGAUGAAGGAAAGGGCAUUGGAGAUGACUGUGCCAUCAAGUUGAAGGUGCGAAAGAAGGGCCAGAAGGAGUACGCAGCGGUGGAUCUCCUGGCCGAUCCAUCGCCGAUAAAAACGAGCAAUGCUAUUGCGUAG